AUGAUCAAUUACCAAGCCCAGUUCCUGUCUGAUCUAAGUGAUUUCGUCCAAGGAAAACCGAGGAAACCUGUUGCACAAGCUUCAAGCUUAUUGCUUGAUGACUUAGAGGAUGAGCCGUCUAUAAGCAAGAACUGGGAAUGCCCUCCCGAUUUCCGGAAGGAACGCUAUGCUCCAUUUCUACAACUCUUAGCAUGGAAGACGGGAACGAAGAUCGCCCAUGACGAAUUCAUUGAAGCGGUGGUCGUGGCGGGUGAGGACGAAGCUGUAAUUGAUGAUGCGAUUGAACAGCUUACAAAUAUCUACUCUGCACUGUCACUCUUAUCUCCCAAUCCUGCACGGCAACAUCAUCACAUCUUCCUCCCAUCAACCGGUUACGACAAGCUCCAGGUCAUGCCAUUCAAACUGCACUCUGCAGCGGCCGGUAUUCAAGCAAUAUCGACCACAGAAGAGUGGGAGACGGUUGCGAAAAACGGCGUAAUUGUGCCUUUUCGACCUGAGCUUCGUCACAAGGCAGCCCCUGCACCGCUACAUACUCCUGUUGUGUCUCGCUUCCUUGUGUCUCCGACCUUCAAGGAAUUCGGCAAUCGCCGUAUGUAUACUGAGGCACCACCUAGCAACCAAUCUACCCAAGCAAGUACUGAUGGAGGUGUGGUCAUUACACCCACUGCACCCGCUACACCGGAACCGGCUCUCCCAGUGAGGCCAAAGGGAUUCUAUACUUCUACCUUAUCAUCUGAGAAAGCUGAUCAGGUCACCAAGUGGGUAGACCAGAACACGGCGACCAAAUCUGACGCACCCCUCGACCCUCAACAGCCGGUACCUCCGGAGGAAUAUCCUCCAGAGCAGAAACCAAUUCGGGGUGUGUUGAAGAGACGCCCCAAAGCAGCCACAAUGCCUCCAAAAUGUGUGGAAAGUGAAGCUGCUGAGGAGCAAAAUUCUGGGGAACUUUCAUCUGUAAGCUCAUUGCUUGCUGAGAGACCCAAACCUCGGCAAGUUCUUCAUCGAACCAUGGGCCAAAAGACGUCGCCGGGACCUAAACCGGUGACGAAGCAGACCACUCUGGACAAGUAUUGGUUGACUCCGACUGAGAAGCAAGCCACAUUGGAUAAGUACUGGUCACCUGUGUCUAAGCACCAGACCAAGCCAGACAACAUGAAAUCUGAGCAGCGGGUGCCUACCCCUGCUGAUCUCUCUCCGACUUCUGUCAAACCCGGUGUGCAAUCUGAACUCAGGGAGUCGACCAAUGCUAUCACUGCCAAGCCAGAGAGUGUGCAAACUCAACUGCAGGAGCUUGCUCGUACCAUGAAACCAGCCGUUCACCCAGAUUCUUGUCACGUUCUGGAGAUCUUCAAUGCCCUACAACCGACACUUGAAGCGGCUCGGUCAUUCCCCGGCAAAUUACAAUUGGAGGCACACAUCGAACUGGUCACAAUUACACCUCUUUCCGAUGAUCAAAACUUCGAUAUGGGUUACGUGACACUCGAUGAAUGGAGAAGUCACUUCCAACCCAAGAGGAACCGUGCAUCCGCCCCAUACUUCGCGUGCAACAAAGUCACGAGCUCGGGGGGGGAUGUUGAUGGAAUGGUGGAUUUGAUCUGGAGUAAGAAGAAUCCGGAAAGAAUCUUCUUCGAAAAGCCCAUCGAUUACGAAACUGUACUCGAAUAUCAUUGUCGGAUGAGCAAUGGUGCAAACUUUGUCAUCACUCUGGAUGAAUCGGGCAAUCCAACCUUCCAUCAUGCGCAAGCUGUUUUGGGAUGCUCGACGGUGCACUUUCCUCACCGUCUGUGGGAUAUCAAUAUCGUUAUCAAAGGGGGGAUGAACUUACAAAUCCACCAAGACCCGACCCUCAAGAAAGGACUUGACGAAUUCGCCAAGUCAAUCUGGUUUGAGCCAGGAGAGUCACUUGUCAUUUUCUGUUGUGAGCCUACAAACCGAGCCUUUACCGUUUCCAAGAUACUGAUGAAGCAAACAAUGAGACACCGGCAUCAAACUAUGAACGAAGAGACUGAGUCAAAGCUGAUGCUUAAGACUGUCGAAGUUCGGGAAUUCAUAAUUGGUCGAAAGCCUCAGUAUCCCGGUCUCAUCCGUGGCCGUAUUCCGAUCAACGACAUGCAACAAUGUGUCUCAUUGAAGAAACUCUGGUAUGAAAUCUCUAUUGUCAGUGAUGAAAUUCAGAAGCUGUUGGAUGGCAAUCGUGGGUUGGAACUUGGGCAAGAGACGAAGGGCUGGUCUGCAACUGAUAUCCUCGGUGAAGAGAUAGAAAUGAAGGAUAUCCCUUACGAUUCCAGUGAAGUUGCCAAGUCUGUUGGUUCUUCGGGCCUUGGUGGAAUGUACCGAUUGGCAAAAGUCGUUUUGGACCGUAUGAGGGUUGGUGAGUAGACAGUCGACGUUGAUUCGGUUG
Talaromyces stipitatus ATCC 10500 is the source of this 2401-nucleotide messenger RNA. RefSeq lists its product as uncharacterized. Bases 1 to 2379 code for a protein of 792 amino acids. The transcript is spliced from 3 exons. Lineage: Eukaryota; Fungi; Ascomycota; Eurotiomycetes; Eurotiales; Trichocomaceae. The record is from RefSeq and is a predicted model, not a curated record.